Nothobranchius furzeri (turquoise killifish) is the source of this 1772-nucleotide messenger RNA. NCBI's taxonomy places the organism in Eukaryota, Metazoa, Chordata, Actinopteri, Cyprinodontiformes, Nothobranchiidae. The record is from RefSeq and is a predicted model, not a curated record.
CUUAUUCUAAUUAAAAAUCUGAAUGAAAACCCGAGGAUGUGUAGCACGUUUAAAACAGAUAAACCUUCACUUCAGGCACAGAUGGUUGCAAUGAGGACUUUUCUGUUAGGACAUAUUUUAUGUGUACAUAUAAAUAUGUAUGUGAUUACUGAUGUUUUAACAUUAAAAACACAAUCCUGUUUAAAAAUCACGUUUACUGACGUCGCUGUAAUUCAGUUGCAUGUUUGAGAAACAGGCCGGCCUUUAGAUGAUGAGAUGAAAAUAUUUUUAUUUUUAGAUGAGAAAAUAAUUCUGCCUUUAAAAAUAUUUCACCACUUAAAUAUUGCAAAAUAAGUUUAUUUAAUCAGUAACUUCUGUGUGACUGGAUGGACAGAACAGGAAGGGAUGCGUCUAUGUCUUUUAUGCAGUUUCUUCUUCCAAACCUAAUUUUCUAUUUUUGAGUGCUGAAGGCUGCGGUAAUAACCUAAUGCCCUUUAGUGUUUAUUUCCCCUUUCCUCGAAGUCCAUGUGCUGCCUUAACCAGAUCAGUAAAGCCUACUCUACUCUACUCUACUCUACUCUACUCUACUCUACUCUACUCUAUUCUACUCUAUUCUACUCUACUCUAUUCUACUCACUCUACUCUAUUCUACUCUACUCUACUCUACUCUACUCUACUCACUCUACUCUAUUCUAUUCUACUGUAUUCUAUUCUACUCUACUCUACUCUACUCACUCUAUUCUACUCACUCUACUCUAUUCUACUCUACUCUACUCACUCUAUUCUAUUCUAUUCUACUGUACUCUGUUCUAUUCUAUUCUACUUUACUCUACUCUACUCACUCUAUUCUACUCACUCUACUCUAUUCUACUCUACUCUACUCUACUCUACUCACUCUACUCUAUUCUAUUCUAUUCUAUUCUACUCUACUCUACUCUACUCACUCUACUCUAUUCUGCUCUACUCACUCUACUAUAUUCUACUCACUCUACUCUAUUCUAUUCUACUCUACUCUACUCUACUCUACUCUACUCUACUCUACUCACUCUAUUCUACUCACUCUACUCUAUUAUACACUACUCUACUCACUCUAAUCUAUUCUACUCACUCUAUUCUACUCUACUCUACUCUACUCACUCUAUUCUACUCUACUCCACUCACUCUACUCUAUUCUACUCUUCUCUACUCACUCUACUCUACUCACUCUACUCUAUUCUACUCUACUCACUCUACUCUACUCUAUUCUAUUCUAUUCUACUCUACUCUACUCUACUCUACUCUACUCUACUCUACUCUACUCACUCUACUCUAUUCUACACUACUCUACUCACUCUACUCUAUUCUACUCACUCUACUCUACUCUACUCACUCUACUCUACUCUUCUCACUCUACUCUAUUCUACUCUACUCUAUUCUACUCUACUCACUCUACUCUACUCACUCUAUUAUAUUCUAUUCUAUUCUACUUUACUCUACUCUCUCUACUCAACUCUACUCUACUCACUCUAUUCUACUCUAUUCUGCUCUACUCUACUCUACUCUACUCUAUUCUAUUCUACUUUACUCUACUCUACUCUAUUCAACUCAACUCUACUCCACUCUACUCUACUCUACUCUCUUCUACUCUCCUCUACUCAACUCUAUUCUAUUCUACUCCACUUUAUUCUAUUCUACUUAACUCUACUCUACUUUGGUCUACUCUAUUCUACUCUCUUCUAUUAUACUCUACUCUAUUCUAUUCUACUUUACUCUACUCUAUUCAACUCUACUCUACUCUAUAAAAGAAACUCAUU